CUCUCUCACCCUCGAUCAGUCAUCAGCCCUCUUUCCGUUCCUUCACCUGAAACACGCCCCUCCCCAACUCUUCUUUGUCUCUCGACAACUACUCUCUGUAUCUAUCCCUUUCUCACUCUUUACAUGCAACCAUCACGAUGGGCCUCUGUUUCUCUCGCAAAGCUGUGAAGAAGAAGAAGCCCUCCAAGCGCAUAUCCAACCAGUCAUCAGUUUCUGCUGCUGGUGGUUCGAGCAAUCGGUGGACUCGAAUUCGAUCGUCGAGGAAGGAGAAAUUCGACGACUCUACAAUUCACCAGCAGGCUCUCGCGGCGGCGAUUCUGUUUCAGCAACACCAGCACCAGUUGCAGAACGGCGGUGGCGGCUCUGUGACGUUUGAUCGUUCGACUUCUUUGCGUUACCCGACCGCCAACUCUAAGAAGCAGCAGGCGUUGCCUCGGAGUUCGAGUUCUAGGGCUCGGUCGCUCACUGAUCCUCUGCUUCAGCCUCACCAGCUUGUCAAUCAGGAAGUAAAGCAUGACGAGCUAGAGACCAACCAUUUCGUCCUUGUCCAUGGAGGUGGUUUUGGUGCUUGGUGUUGGUACAAAACUAUAGCACUUUUAGAAGAAGGUGGAUUCAGAGUAACUGCCAUAGAUUUAACUGGUUCUGGAAUUCAUUCAUUUGAUACAAACAGCAUCAAUGUCAAAGCAUCCAGUGAUCUGAGGAACACCCCUGGGGGCAGGAGGAAUGCCAGACAUCUCUCUCUCUCUUUGAGGGGCCACCCAGUCAAAAGGCUUCCUCCUUUAUUUUAUUCAUCACCAUAUGCUCCACUCACCAACUUUUUUUUUUACUUUUCUUCUUUUAUUUCUUUAUUUUUUUCUUUACAUCACUUGACACCCCACUCGUUGUCAGACCAUGCCACCAACUUAACAAAGAAAUCAUUCAAAGCAAUCCCAGCCUUGGAAUCAAAGAUGCUCGACCUGCUGUCGCCCACAAAGUCAGUGGAUACCACUAAAAUAUCUUAUCCUCGCCUUUAUUGAUUCCACUAUUUCCCCCACUUCAUUUUAUUUAUUAUUAUUCUUAUUAUUAUUUUAUUAAAAAAAAAAAAAAAAAAAAUCAUUUCAGUUUAAUUUUUCUGCUCCGUCUUGUCCCUUCACGCCAUUCGGAUUUGCACAAUACACUCAUGUUAUUCAUAUCGGGAUCAAUCCCGAUCCACAUUUUACAAAAAAAAAAAAAAAAA
Molecule: messenger RNA, 1216 nt
Organism: Camellia sinensis
Lineage: Eukaryota; Viridiplantae; Streptophyta; Magnoliopsida; Ericales; Theaceae
Source: RefSeq, a predicted model, not a curated record